Messenger RNA from Mya arenaria, 2838 nucleotides. Its product is annotated as dynactin subunit 1-like. Bases 150 to 1109 code for a protein of 319 amino acids. The record is from RefSeq and is a predicted model, not a curated record. Lineage: Eukaryota; Metazoa; Mollusca; Bivalvia; Myida; Myidae. The transcript is spliced from 8 exons.
AAACAAGUGCUUUGCCUGACAACGGGGACGCAGUUCCGUUCAUCUUAAAUUUUGUCUUGUAAUUUGUUGGGAUUCACAAAUGAAAUGGCGUAGACAUGAGAAGUCAAGAUAAUGAGAUAGACAUCUAUAAAAUCUUGAAGUAAAUAGGAAUGUUCCGCCCCAUAAAAGUGUCGUAUGAAUUUGUACCAACAACUACGAAUGACACAAUUUUUAUUGUAAAAAAGAUGAAGCCGGAGCGUGACCCAUUCCUGUGCACAUGUGGGCCAUGUAAGAAGUUCUGGCGCGACACGUUCAGUGACAGUGGUGACCUGCUACGGGAGUCGUCACAAUGUCGCGCCCACCACACCGCCAUCCUCUCCGCGGAGAGCAAAGUGGUGAAGAUAGGAGAUCGCAUCCUUGUCCAGAGCAGAUUUCCAGUUGAUUUAUAUGGAAGAAAAGGCACAGUGAAGUGGGUGGGGGUGCUUGACGAGGAUUCCAUCGCCCCAGAGCUCUAUGUUGGUGUCCGACUUGACGAUAAUGUCAACUCCACCCACAAUGGUGUGUACAAUGGUAAGCGGUAUUUCCACGUACCACGAGGUCAUGGUGCCAUGGUCAAGUACAUGGAGGUGGUGCCCCUCAAGUUCCCGGAGAAACGUCCACCCAUGCAAGGAAACUACAUGUUUCCCAGCUGGGAUGAAGUGCAAAAGAGACGAAAGGAGAGAAAUUCAAAACUCCAGAAUAUCUACUCACAGGCUGGUAUGCAGGGCCCCCAGUUUGUAGAGCCAUAUGCCUCUCCACCAAAAACUGCAGCCACAAGUGUGCGGGCAUCGCCAGUCAAGUCUUUACGAGAGCCAAUCAUCCACAUUGGGGACCCGAAUGACAUUGCAUUGCGGGACAUGCAGCGUCUGAGCCAGAUGGACACGAAGCGGAAGGUUCGCAAGGAGGACAAGGACAAGAAAGAGAUGGAGCGAUUCAAGCAGCAUUUCGGCGGUGUCCCGGAGGCUGAUCGGCUAGCACUCACUUUGAAGAAACUCAAACUUGCAUACCAGGAGGGGAAGACCUUGAUGCAGAGAAAAACUGUGAAGGAUUAUGAUGCAGGGUCGGAUUCAGGAAUCAGUGAUUUCCAAUGAUGUGAUACAAUGAUUGUUGAUGUGAUCUGUGAAGCAUUUUUCAUUAUUGUUCAUUAAGCAACAUUUAGAUCUGAUACAUUUAACCUUAUAUUUGAGAUUAUUUCUACACAUUUCAUAUAACAAGGCUUUAUUUUUGGUUGCAUAUGAAGACUUUCUUUGUAAAUAUAUGAUUGCAAGCAUAGUUGAAUUAAAAUUCCUUGAAAAUAUACAGGGAGGACUAGUAAAAAUACAUACUAGUUGUUUCACAGGUGAUAAAAGUAUUCAAAGAAAAUAUUGUAGUUCUAUAUGAUGCCAUAAAUCAAAAUCAAGUUCAACUUUUGUAGAAAAAAAACUUCCCUUCAAACUUGAAAUAGAAAAAUACUGUAAUGUAUAUUAUUGAUUAUUAGUUUAUAUUCAUGUUUUUAAAACAUCAGCAUUAAUAAAUUAACAGUAUUAAGAGAGCAUAUCUUAGAAGUAAAUGGUUUAUUUGUGCUUACCUCAUAGCUUCACUGUGAUCCAUAUAUAUAUAUAUAUUGAUUAAUACUGAUGAAGCAUUUAUUCACUUACAUCGGCAACAAGAAAAUACAUAAUUGUUAUUUCAAAUACAUGUGUGUUAUAUGUAAAGUAUUUCCUGAGGGUAAACAUUGAUUUUAUGAGGUUUUUGCUGUCAUGUUCAUAGCGUAGUUUCUUAAAUAGAUACAUUCAUUAAUCAUUGUAUUUGAUUUACUAUGUUUUCUCCGUAUUAUUUUAUUUUCUUUGUUACUCGAAAACUAAUAAUUGUGUUACAAAAAUAAGAAAGAGCAAAAAAUGAUAAUAAUCACCACAGUCUUCCAUCUAGAGUUAUAUAUUAUUGUUGUAAAAUAUUGUCUCAACUAUACUCGACUUUGUUGUCAUUAUCAGCUGCAGUAAGACAAUUUAUUGUGAACUAAAUUGGAACUACAAUUUUUGGGCUGUUUCUCUGUUUUUCAACCUUUUUUUCCAAGGCUGAUUUUUUAUAAACCAAAAUAGUUGAGGCAGUGAGUUUAUGAUAGGGUAUACAAAGUAGAUUUAUAUCAUAUAUGUGAUAUAAUGUGGUGAUAAUAAAUUUGAAUAAUUUCUCAAUGAAAAAAAGGAAAUCACAACAUGUGAACAAAAUAAUUGCUUUAAGUAUGUGAAUAUGUGAACAAGAGAAUGUGUAUCUCUCUGUGGUAUUAUUGCCAUUCUUUUUUUUAUAUAGAAAUUAUGCUCCAGAUUGCAUAGAAAAUGACUAUUUGUUGGAAUUUGUCUGUUGAUUUUUAUAUUUGUUUUUGCAAGCCGUAGCUAUGUAGGUUGUGUGCUUUUUUAUGUUAUUUUGUAUUUUUAUCAUUUGUUUUUCAAUCUUUAAUUUGACCUUAACAUCACAUGCUCACUGUUGUUAAGUUUCUUAUUCACUUGUUGAAAACUUAGGGUAGAAGUUUGAGUUCUGAGUUCCUUAUAAACUAUAGACGGAUGCAUCCUAUUACAUAACAGCUACUUCUAAUGAAAAAAUAAUUCACACAUUCUGUUUUUCAUAUAUGUACCCUUUAUAUAACGGAAUUAAGAAAUAACUCACUACUUAUAAUGCCAUACAUCUUAAAAGCCUUCGAUAGAGAGUGCAAGAAAAAAAAUAAUUCCGAACUUUAACUAGAAACAAUGCAAUGUUCAGUAAGAUUUGUGGUACAUUACUGAUUAUGGCCAAACAUCUGUGAUAAACGUUGUAUAUAUGCAAUGAGAUAAAACUUAUAUAACAGAA